AUGACCAAAGAUAUGACUGAUAACACCAUUGUUUCACAGAAGAACACAGUCCUCCGGCGAGGGAAACUUUCCUUUCUCCUCCGUAGUUCGGAACCAAACGUUUUUAUUACAACCCACGACCAACCGGAAAACACCGUAGAUCAUCGCCGUAGCAACGCUUCAUCUCUUAGUCCUGUCUUGUCUUCAACUUCGUCCCCGGUUCAUUUCAUGUCACCCAUCAACCAGAUGCCCUCACCCUACACGAAAUCUCCAUGGAUUCUUCCAUUCAUUAACGGCGACGAUGGAAACAUCCAGAAUACUGGUUUGAUCGGCUCGUUGAUACGUGAAGAGGGUCAUAUUUAUUCGUUAGCGUCGUCAGGUGAUUUGUUAUACACAGGUUCCGAUUCUAAAAACAUUCGGGUGUGGAAGAAUUUUAUGGAGUUUUCUGGUUUUAAAUCCAGUAGCGGAUUAGUGAAAACCAUCGUUGUUUCCGGUGAUCGGAUAUUUACCGGCCACCAGGACGGCAAAAUUCGGGUCUGGAAGUAUUUGGAUAAGAAGAAGAAAGCUUACAAACGGGUCGGUAAUUUACCCACAACGAAAGACUACAUCAAGAGCUCCCUGAACCCUAAUAAUUACAUUGAAGUAAGACGACGACGCAAUGUUCCGUGGAUAAAGCACUACGACGCCGUUGCGUGCAUGAGUUUGGAUGAAGAAAGAGGGUUAUUAUAUUCAGGAUCGUGGGAUAAAUCUUUUAAAGUUUGGAGGCUUUCGGAUUCGAAAUGCUUAGAGUCCGUACACGCCCACGAAGACGCCAUUAAUUCCUUCGUCGUCGGUUUUGACGGUCUAGUUUUCACCGGUUCCGCCGACGGAACGGUGAAGGUGUGGCGGAGGGAGUUAGUAGGGAAGACCAUGAAGCACCUUAUGAUUCACACUCUUUUGGAUCAAGACAGCGCUGUUACGUCUCUGGUGAUCAACGCCGCCGAGGCCACCGUGUACGCCGGAUCCUCCGAUGGCCUUGUUAACUUCUGGGAACGAGAAAAGCAAACGUUAUCCCACGGCGGCGUUCUUAGGGGACACAAGCUCGCAGUUCUUUGUCUUGCAGCGGCCGGAAACUUGUUGUUGAGUGGGUCGGCGGACAAGAGCAUCUGUGUGUGGCGGAGGGACGGUGGCGGCAUUCACACAUGUUUGUCGGUCUUGAACGGCCACACCGGACCUGUGAAAUGUCUGGCGGUUCAGGAGCCGGUCGAAGAUGAUGAUCAGAAUAAUCAAGAUUGGAUUGUGUACAGCGGCAGUCUAGAUAACUCGGUGAAGCUUUGGCGGGUGUCGGAACAGCCAUUAAUAUGCAACUGUUGAGAGGCAUGU
Cynara cardunculus var. scolymus (artichoke) is the source of this 1341-nucleotide messenger RNA. Its product is annotated as protein JINGUBANG-like. The coding region runs from base 1 to 1332 and encodes 443 amino acids. Gene Ontology annotation, molecular function: protein binding. The record is from RefSeq and is a predicted model, not a curated record. Lineage: Eukaryota; Viridiplantae; Streptophyta; Magnoliopsida; Asterales; Asteraceae. The transcript has a single exon.